CGCGCUGUAGCCCGCUCCGCGUCCCCGCCGCCGGAGGAGGUGCCCGCACGCUCGCGGCGCGCGCCGGCCCCACACGCUCGGCCUGUGGGCGAUUUCCUCCGGACCCAGGCUCCCGGGCCGAGGAGGAAGAAGAUGCAGACCUUCCUGAAAGGGAAGAGAGUUGGCUACUGGCUGAGCGAGAAGAAAGUCAAGAAGCUCAAUUUCCAGGCCUUCGCAGAGCUGUGCAGGAAGCGCGGGAUAGAGGUCGUGCAGCUGAACCUCAGCCGGCCAAUUGAGGAGCAGGGCCCCCUGGACGUCAUCAUCCACAAGCUGACUGAUGUCAUCCUCGAGGCUGAUCAGAAUGACAGCCAGUCUCUGGAAUUGGUGCACAGAUUCCAAGAGUACAUUGAUGCUCACCCUGAGACCAUCGUCUUGGACCCCCUCCCUGCCAUCAGGACCCUGUUAGACCGCUCCAAGUCCUACGAACUUAUCCGCAAGAUUGAGGCCUACAUGAAAGAUGACAGGAUCUGUUCACCGCCCUUCAUGGAGCUCACGAGCCUGUGUGGGGACGACACCAUGAGGCUGCUGGAGCAGAACGGCCUGGCCUUCCCCUUCAUUUGCAAAACCAGAGUGGCUCAUGGCACCAACUCUCAUGAGAUGGCCAUUGUUUUCAACCAGGAGGGCCUGAAUGCCAUCCAACCCCCCUGUGUGGUCCAGAACUUCAUCAACCACAAUGCUGUGCUAUACAAGGUGUUUGUGGUGGGCGAGUCCUACAUGGUCCAGAGGCCCUCACUCAAGAACUUCUCUGCGGGCACGUCAGAUCGGGAGUCCAUCUUCUUCAACAGCCACAACGUGUCAAAGCCAGAGUCUUCAUCGGUCCUCACGGAGCUGGACAAGAUCGAGGGCGUGUUCGAACGGCCAAGUGAUGAGGUCAUCCGGGAACUGUCACGGGCUCUGCGGCAGGCGCUUGGAGUGUCACUUUUUGGAAUUGACAUCAUCAUUAAUAACCAGACUGGGCAGCAUGCUGUCAUUGAUGUCAAUGCUUUUCCAGGCUAUGAGGGUGUGAGUGAGUUCUUUACCGACCUUCUGAACCACAUUGCCACAGUCCUGCAAGGCCAGAGCACAGGCGGAGCUGCCACGGAGGAAGUGGCCCCGCUGAGGCACAGCAGGCUUCUGGCGGACCAGGCCGGUAGCCUGGCUGGUGAGCGGACGUGCAGUGCCAGCCCUGGCUGCUGCAGCAGCAUGAAGGGCCAGGACACCCCCUGGAAGACUGAGCCCGAAGCAGGCAACCUGGGUGCCGGCGGCUCUGCCAAGCUGCCGCAUCAGAGACUUGGCUGCACCACCGGUGUGUCCCCCAGCUUCCAGCAGCACUGUGUGGCCUCCCUGGCCACCAAGGCCUCCUCACAGUAGCCACAGAGCCCAGGACCCAGAGGGGCGGCGCAGAGCGUGGAACACACCCACUGGGCCAGCAGCUCCCAACGGGAAACACUACUAAGAAUUCCCGGUGAUCUGAUGCUUCUCUGUUUUAAUUUUUUACCUGAUUUUCUGAUGUUAUGAUCGGAAUGAUGGGGGGAGACGGAGCAGAACACCAGUGGUCCAGCCUUGAGGAUGCCGCCUAACUCCUGCUGUGCAGAUCUCCUCACUGAGUUUACACACGCUUGUGUUCUCAACACUAGGUCUGAAUGUGAAGUGGGGUGUGUGCAUGUUGUGUGUGUGGUUGUCAUGCAAGUGUAUGUAUGCAUGUCUGUCUGUCUUCGUGGCUGCUGUGGGGCCAGGCUUCUGGGCACCCCGGAAGGAGGCCCAUGUCUGGCCAGGCUAUUGCAGCUGAACAGGCAAAAGGACGAACGUUUUCCCUGUUGCUCCCCUCUCCACCUCUGCCCACACCCAGACCUCACUGUCCCUCUUUGCCCAGAUGUGGUCUCCUCCAAAGCUGGCAGUUGGGAGCUCUGUGCUGAGGCUCUGGGUUGUGGGAAAGGGAAAGAAGCUUCCUGUGGGUGGAGCCAAAGCCCCUUAGCUAUUGCCAGUCUUCACUGGCUCUGUGGAAUGCACCAGGCCACCAUCCUCUCCACCCUGUCUAUUGCUCACUGGGACCCAGGAGGGAGGUCGCCUGGCUAGGAGUCCAGGAGUCUGUCAGGACCCAGGAUGCGUGCUGGGACUUUGAACAAAUCAUUCCAUGAGUCUUCAGGGUGGCUCCUGAGACAGAGAACUGAAGAGCUGACCUAGUGUUCUAGCCCACGAGGAUGCCUGCUGCUCUGUGCCAUCAUCUGGGUCCCGCCUUUCAGGUGAGAGGAGGCUGCCGAUAGGGCUGCUCCUGUACACGCACACCAGCCCCUCCUGGUACAGCCAGGCCCAGCGCAGUGUUCAUGGCAAGUCCCUUGCACCGAGCACCAGGCAGGCCCCCAAGGGAGCUGUGCCUCACUCCAGACUCGCUCUGUCCCCACAGCAGCUGGCAGACUGCUCACUGGCCCCAAAGCCCACAGGAAAGGACACCUGUGGAACCCUGGGUGAGCAGCCCAGGACCCCCAAGGGUGAUCUUGUGUCUUAAGAUAUCCGCUCACUUUGCGAAGAGAACUAGGCCUUUGGAUUGUCCUUAGGUCCAAGAAGAUGGAGGACACUAAAGGAAGCACCCAGCAGCCCUAGGGAGGCUACUAAGUGGGACCACGGUGGGGCAUCCUUUGGGCAAGGAGGAGCUGGUUGGCUUUCUUGGAAACAGAACCCCAGGACUAACCACGUUUACAGGACCUGAGUGUUGAACCUGAUGAUGUCUGUAUGUCGCCUUCCCAGGCCUGCCCUGAAUUCGGGGGGUGGGAAGUGUGGCCGGCUCUCGCACUGCUUUGUCUCCAGAAUAAACUACUGAGAUCAAACUACA
Molecule: messenger RNA, 2848 nt
Organism: Peromyscus leucopus (white-footed mouse)
Lineage: Eukaryota; Metazoa; Chordata; Mammalia; Rodentia; Cricetidae
Gene: Itpk1
Product: inositol-tetrakisphosphate 1-kinase
Biological process (GO): inositol trisphosphate metabolic process
Cellular component (GO): cytoplasm
Molecular function (GO): inositol-1,3,4-trisphosphate 6-kinase activity; ATP binding; magnesium ion binding
Source: RefSeq, a predicted model, not a curated record